GCCGCCCACCAUGCCCAUGAUGCCCGCGCAGCCCCUCCCGCGCACCCCCGAGCACCUCAAGGCCGCCGAGCGCAACCCAGAGGGCCACGCAGACCUGUCCGGCGUCAUGUACACCCUCGCCAUCUUCACCGUCGCCAUGGUCCUAUUCCCCAUCGGCACCUACUUCCUCUCGCGCGACUACGUCUUCUCCCCCAAAACCUCGCUUACGUACCCGGCCAUCUCCGCCGUCACGGUCGCCAACGCGGUCCUGAUCGCCUUCAUCUACGUCGCCUUCCGCGAGGACGCCGACGACGCCGCGCGCGACAAGCUCAACAAGGUGCGCGAGAAGAGCUCGGUUGGCAAGGUGGAGUGAGGGUCGCUCGAGCGUGUGGGUCCCGAGCGAGAGGGAGGGUCAGCUUGUACAGAACUUGUAACUCUACGCAAUGCAGUGACCUGUGUGCUUU
Rhodotorula graminis WP1 is the source of this 443-nucleotide messenger RNA. RefSeq lists its product as uncharacterized. The transcript has 4 exons. NCBI's taxonomy places the organism in Eukaryota, Fungi, Basidiomycota, Microbotryomycetes, Sporidiobolales, Sporidiobolaceae. Bases 11 to 352 code for a protein of 113 amino acids. Gene Ontology annotation, biological process: vacuolar proton-transporting V-type ATPase complex assembly. The record is from RefSeq and is a predicted model, not a curated record. Gene Ontology annotation, cellular component: endoplasmic reticulum membrane.